CUCUGGUGACUCUGCUGUCCUGUGGGCAGGUGUGGACAGCGAAUCUGCCUCCAGCAGCAUCCGCUUCAGCAAGACCUGCCUGAAGAAUGUCUUCUCGGUUCUGCUCAUCUUCAUCUACCUGCUGCUCAUGGCUGUGGCUGUCUUCCUGGUCUACCAGACCAUCACGGACUUCCGAGAAAAGCUCAAGCACCCUGUGAUGUCUGUGUCUUACAAGGAGGUGGACCGCUACGAUGCUCCAGGGAUCGCCCUAUACCCUGGUCAGGCUCAGCUGCUCAGCUGUAAGCACCACUAUGAGGUCAUCCCACCUCUUGCCAGCCCUGGCCAGCCGGGAGACAGGAACUGCACCACCCAGAGGAUCAAUUACACCCAUCCCUUCUCCAAUCACACCAUGCAGUCCGCCCUGAUUGUCCAGGGACCACAGGAAGUGAAGAAGCGGGAGCUGGUGUUUCUCCAGUUCAGCCUGAACCAGAGCAACGAGGACUUCAGUGCCAUUGACUACCUCCUCUUCUCCUCUUUCCACGAGUUCAUGCAAAGCCCAGACAAAGCAGGCUUCAUGCAGGCCUGUGAGAGUGCCUACUCCAGCUGGAAGUUCUCAGGAGGCUUCCGCACCUGGGUCAAGAUGUCACUGGUGAAGACCAAAGAGGAGGACGGCCGAGAAGCUGUCGAGUUCCGGCAGGAGACCAGUGUGGUUAAUUACAUUGACCAGAGGCCGGCCGCCGAGAAGAAUACUCAGUUAUUCUUUGUGGUCUUUGAAUGGAAAGAUCCCUUCAUCCAGAAGGUCCAGGAUAUCAUCACGGCCAAUCCCUGGAACACCAUUGCACUCCUCUGCGGGGCUUUCCUUGCCUUAUUUAAAGCAGCAGAGUUUGCCAAACUAAGUGUGAAGUGGAUGAUCAAAAUCAGGAAACGAUACCUAAAAAGAAGAGGCCAGGCAACAAACCACAUAAGCUGAAGCCGCCAUGUCCCGGCACUCCGAACCGACAGAAGCCUUAUUCUCCCAUGGACAAACCAAGCCACCAGCAAUCCUGUACUCACUUGAAGGGACCUUGCAGGGAAGGACCGUCUUUCAAACUGGAUGGUCAAACCUGGCUCAGGAGGUUGUUCGAGCCCACAGGCAAACAUCCAAUGAAUAGCCUGAAACUUAUUUAAGUACUUAAAUUAUUAACAGACAUUUUACAGAGCUGUCUAGUGCCUUGGAGGGGGUUUGUGGAAGGCAGCUUUUUCUCAUUUGUUCAUUAAAUAGUUAAGCUCC
Peromyscus maniculatus bairdii (prairie deer mouse) is the source of this 1249-nucleotide messenger RNA. Lineage: Eukaryota; Metazoa; Chordata; Mammalia; Rodentia; Cricetidae. The record is from RefSeq and is a predicted model, not a curated record.